GGGUUUGGCUCCGGGGCUCAAUGGAAACUGGGUGAACGCCGGGCUGUGCCGAGCACACGCCGGCUGGAGGGGACGGCGAGCGGGCGGGAGGCGGCAGGCAGCGCCGCGCCGCGCCGAGCCGAGCGAAGGAGGGACGCGCCGGGCACGGCCGCCACCAGCCCUCCCCAAUCCUCCGUCAUCCUCCCCGCCGCGGCCGCCUGGCCCCCUGACAGCCGGCGGAGCAGCAUCCCCACACGGCCCCCUUCCCGUCAGGCACGACUAAACCAUGGAGCUUCGAGUGGGAAACAAAUACCGGCUGGGCAGAAAGAUUGGCAGUGGUUCGUUUGGAGACAUUUACCUAGGAGCCAAUAUUGCGACUGGUGAAGAGGUGGCCAUCAAACUGGAAUGUGUCAAAACCAAGCAUCCUCAGCUCCACAUUGAAAGCAAGUUCUACAAGAUGAUGCAGGGAGGAGUGGGUAUCCCCUCCAUUAAGUGGUGUGGAGCAGAGGGAGACUACAAUGUGAUGGUGAUGGAACUCUUGGGGCCCAGCCUGGAAGAUCUCUUCAACUUCUGUUCCCGCAAAUUUAGUCUCAAGACAGUUCUGCUGCUGGCAGACCAGAUGAUCAGCCGUAUUGAGUAUAUUCAUUCCAAGAACUUCAUCCAUCGGGAUGUCAAGCCAGACAACUUCCUUAUGGGCCUUGGCAAAAAGGGCAACCUAGUAUAUAUCAUUGAUUUUGGUUUGGCCAAGAAGUACCGAGACGCCCGGACCCACCAGCACAUCCCUUACCGGGAAAACAAGAAUCUGACUGGCACAGCCCGUUAUGCCUCUAUCAACACCCACCUGGGAAUUGAACAAAGCCGCCGUGAUGACCUGGAGAGCCUGGGUUAUGUGCUCAUGUAUUUCAACCUGGGCUCGCUGCCCUGGCAGGGCCUCAAGGCUGCCACCAAGCGCCAAAAGUAUGAGAGGAUCAGCGAGAAAAAGAUGUCAACGCCCAUCGAGGUGCUCUGCAAAGGGUACCCUUCUGAGUUCUCAACAUACCUCAACUUCUGCCGUUCACUGAGGUUUGAUGAUAAACCUGACUACUCGUACCUGCGGCAACUCUUCCGCAACCUCUUCCACCGCCAAGGCUUCUCCUACGACUACGUCUUUGACUGGAACAUGCUAAAAUUUGGAGCAGCCCGGAACCCUGAGGAUAUGGAUCGGGAGCGGCGAGAGCAUGAGCGAGAGGAGAGGAUGGGGCAACUCCGAGGGUCAGCCACGCGAGCGCUGCCCCCUGGCCCACCUGCCGGAGCCACUGCCAACCGUCUUCGCAAUGUCACCGAGCCCAUGGCCUCCACCCCCACCUCCCGAAUCCAGCAGUCUGGCAACACGUCCCCCAGAGCAAUCUCAAGAGUGGAUAGGGAGCGGAAGGUCAGCAUGAGGUUACACCGAGGAGCUCCUGCCAACGUCUCCUCAUCUGACCUCACAGGGCGGCAAGAAGUGUCACGGAUUUCAGCAUCACAGACAAGUGUGCCAUUUGAUCACCUUGGGAAGUGAGGAGCAAUUGCCACUGGACCAGUGUUUGCUUAGUGUCUUCACUGUAUUUUUCUUUUAAAAAACAAAAAACCCAAAAAACAAACAAAAACCUAAAAAAAUAAUAAAAGACAAAAAAACAAACAAACAAAAAAACCCAACAGAAUUUCUUUUUGCCAACGAUGAGGAGUCGAGCUGUGCCCCUGUGCUGGUGUGAGCCGUUUCCAGAGGGCCACCUGUCCCCGGCGUGAGCGCCUCCGAGGAGCUGUCGACGUGGGAGCCGUGUGGGAACACCUGCACUGCCCCCCAGCCCCUACUGCUGCCCCCACUGGCUACCCUCAGUUCCCUCUCCUGACUCUGCUCCUGGUUUUGAUUUAUUUUUUUUUCUUCUCCUGCUUUAAUUUUUUUUUUUUUUUAAUAAUAUUGUUUUCAAAUCAUAUGGUUUCUAGCCAUAUAAAUUUAAACUUUGCUCUCCUUUUUUUCUGAGGGCAGGGGUUGGUGGUGGGUGGGUGAAGUAUUUUUUUGGUCUUUUUCUUUUGGUUUUGUUCUUUUCAGGAGCCUUGUGGGCCAGGAGGGAAUCAGAUUCCAGCCACACGUGAUGGUAGAAGUCUGAUUUUUAUUAUUAUAACGGAAUUUAUUUUCUCAAGCAUUAAACACAUUUUAAGCUGUGAGGGGAAUUGUGGCAACAGCCUAAUCAUUGACUCGGGCUUCCUUUCCUUGGGUGGCUUCUCUGCGGUUUCUUUUCUGGCUGUUGGGAGAAGUGCCAGCCUUCCCUGUUCCAAGUGGUCCUCACACGCUGAGGGAUCUCAUUGGAGAGGCACCUGGUCCCAUGGAGGAUGGGAUUGUUGGAGCUGACACAGGGAGAAAUAUACUUCUCAUCCCUGCAGCGGGGUCUUUAUUUUUUUUUUUUGUCUGGCUGUGCGUGUUUUUCUAUUUUUAUUUUUUAAUUAAAACUUGUUUUAAUUCCUGCGGAGAGAGUGUGGGACUUGAGGAGAAGAGAGGGGCGCACAGAAACUGGAGUUUGGAGUUCUUUCAGAGCAAUGGUUCUUGCUCUCUCCUUUCCUCAUGCAACCCCAAGUAAGAUCCACCAAUACAUGCACAAUCCCCUCCUGCCCUCUCCCACCCGUCUCCCCCCUCCUUUCCCCCCCCCACUUUAGUUUUUUUUAAAUAUAAUUUAGGAAUACUCAAGCUGCUUUGUGGCACUUGGGCUUUGAAACACAAUGAUCACCACUGCGACCUAUGGCCUGUAGCAGACACACUGUCACUGUAGUGUGGAGCCGAUGGGUUGUUGGCAGGGCGGGGAGGGUGGGGUUAGUCUUUGUUUUGUUUGUUUUUACCCUUUCUAUUUAACACUUUAUUUUUCCUCCCUGUUUUUUUCCUAAUUUAUUUACCCCUCUUACUGUCUCUCUCUUUUUUUUAAUUAAAGAGCAAAACUUUUUAUUACUUUGUAAUUUAAAAAAACAAAAAAAAAAACCUGAAGAACUUUGGGGGGGAUUUUGUACUUUUUUCCUGUGUAAAUAUUGGACUUUUUUGAGCUUUAUCGUGGUUGUUAAUUUGAAGUAAUAAAGUAGAAAAUGAUAAAGUGAUGCCAGCAUCUGUCAUUUUUUCCUUUAAUGACCCUGGCACCUUUGCUGGGAGUUGCAUCUUAGACACAGGACAUGGUCUUGUGGCUGAACCUCUUUCUGAAUUCCAGGAACAAGUUUGAUCAGAAUUACUGGAAAAAAAAGCACAGGACUG
Molecule: messenger RNA, 3229 nt
Organism: Poecile atricapillus (Black-capped chickadee)
Lineage: Eukaryota; Metazoa; Chordata; Aves; Passeriformes; Paridae
Product: casein kinase I
Exons: 11
Coding region: 266-1516 (416 amino acids)
Biological process (GO): peptidyl-serine phosphorylation; signal transduction; endocytosis
Cellular component (GO): cytoplasm; nucleus
Molecular function (GO): protein serine/threonine kinase activity; ATP binding
Source: RefSeq, a predicted model, not a curated record